Messenger RNA from Cynara cardunculus var. scolymus (artichoke), 730 nucleotides. Its product is annotated as dirigent protein 21-like. The transcript has a single exon. The record is from RefSeq and is a predicted model, not a curated record. The coding region runs from base 4 to 564 and encodes 186 amino acids. NCBI's taxonomy places the organism in Eukaryota, Viridiplantae, Streptophyta, Magnoliopsida, Asterales, Asteraceae.
GCCAUGGCCCAAACUCUCCCCAUUCUCACCAUUCUUCUACUUUCACUUCUUCUACAAACACAAUCCCAUAAAUUUUCAUCAAAAUUGUCACCAAAAUCAUUUGGUUUCAAGAAAGAGAAGCUAAGCCACCUUCACUUCUACUUCCACGACAUAGUUGGCGGCGACCACCCCACUGCCGUCCGGGUGGCGGCUGCCGCCACAACCAACACCUCCCAGACCGGAUUUGGGGCCACGGUCAUGAUCGACGAUCCUUUGACCGUGGGUCCUGAACGGACUUCCAAGAUCGUGGGAAGAGCUCAAGGGAUAUAUGCAUCUGCAUGUUUGACUGAAACUCGGUUGCUGAUGGCUUUGAAUUAUGUUUUCGUGGAGGGAAAGUAUAAUGGUAGCACUUUGAGUAUACUGGGGACGAAUUCGGUGAUGUCACCAGUGAGAGAGAUGCCAAUAGUUGGCGGGAGCGGGCUUUUCCGAUUUGCACGUGGAUAUGCCCUUGCAAAGACUGUGUUCUUUAAUAUCAGCAAUGGUGAUGCGGUUGUUGAGUACAACGUUUAUGUACUACACUAUUGAUCGUCAUGUUUCAUGUUGAGGGACGGUAAAAGAAUCCAAAAGUUUUUAUUAUCAGUAUUUAUCCAAUUGUAUUGUAAACUGAACACGAGAGAGAGAGAGAGAAAAUCUGUUUUAUUCUCAUAUUAUAUAUUCCACUUGGAUGUGCGGAUGAAAUUUAUACAGAUUU